Molecule: messenger RNA, 3905 nt
Organism: Cynocephalus volans (Philippine flying lemur)
Lineage: Eukaryota; Metazoa; Chordata; Mammalia; Dermoptera; Cynocephalidae
Gene: TRIM7
Product: tripartite motif containing 7
Exons: 7
Coding region: 161-1879 (572 amino acids)
Biological process (GO): protein ubiquitination
Cellular component (GO): cytoplasm
Molecular function (GO): protein binding; ubiquitin protein ligase activity; zinc ion binding
Source: RefSeq, a predicted model, not a curated record
GCCGCCGGCCAAGACAGGGGCUAGGGACGCCCAGAGCCGGGGCGCAGGGCGCUGUCCCACACUUGAGUCGCCGCGUGCCCCUUGGCGAGCCAUCAACGUGCACCUUCCCCUCCCGGCUCCCCAGCCGGGCUUCCCGUCAGCUCAAGUCUCGGCCUGCCUAAUGUCAGCCCCGCCCUUCCUCUCCCAGCGGGCGCUCAGAGGCCAGCCGGGGCCGCCGCACUCCGAGCCACGUACUGUACCAGUGGCCUCCCCGGCGCCGUCCGACCUCGGUGCUCGAAGGACGCGCAUGGCGGCGGUGGGGCCGCGAGCCCGCCCGGGCGCCGGAGCCGAGGCGCUGGCGCUGGCUUCAGAGUUGCAGGCCGAGGCGACGUGCUCCAUCUGCCUAGAGCUCUUCCGCGACCCCGUGUCCGUCGAGUGCGGCCACAGCUUCUGCCGCGCGUGCAUCGCUCGCUGCUGGGAGCGCGGUGGCGCGGGGGCCGCAGCCGCACCCCGAGCGCUGCCCUGCCCGCAGUGCCGCGAGCCCGCGCGGCCCUGCCAGCUGCGACCCAACCUGCAGCUGGCCUCCGUGGCCGCGCUGCUGAAGCGCUUCAGCCUGCCCGCUGCCGCUCCGGGAGAGCGCAGGACCCGGGCGGCUGCAGCCCCGGAGGCGGCCGUCCGGUGCGCGCAGCACGGCGAACCGCUCAAGCUGUACUGCCAGGACGACGGACGAGCCAUUUGCGUAGUGUGCGACCGCGCCCGCGAGCACCGCGCUCAUGCUGUGCUUCCGCUCGAUGAGGCGGUGCAGGAGGCCAAGGAGCUCCUGGAGUCCAGGCUGAGGGUCUUGAAGAAGGAACUGGAGGACUAUGAGGUGUUCCGGUCCACUGAAGAGAAGGAGAGCAAGGAGCUCCUGAAGCAGAUGGCAGCAGAGCGAGAGAAGGUGGGGGCAGAGUUCCAGACGCUGCGGGCCUUCCUGGUGGAACAGGAGGGCCGGCUUCUGGGCCGCCUGGAGGAGCUGUCCCUGGAAGUGACACAGAAGCUGAAUGAGAACCUGGCCCAGCUUGGUGGUGAGAUCACCCAGCUCUCCGAGAUCAGCAGCCAUAUCCAGGAGACAGCUCGAAAGCCUGACCUUGACUUCCUCCAGGAAUUUAAAAACACACUAAGCAGAGGACCUCACCAUUUGAAUUGUCACAGCCCAGAUAGUGUUUGUGGGCCUUCUUCAGGGUCCCUGUCCUACAGGUGCAGCAAUGUGCCUGGUGCCAAGCCAACCACUGUCUCUUCUGAGAUGAAGAAUAAAGUCUGGAAUGUUUCCCUCAAGACCUUUGUCUUAAAGGGGUUGCUGAAGAAGUUCAAAGAGGAUCUUCGUGAAGAGCUGGAGAAAGAGGAGAAAGUGGAACUCACCUUGGACCCAGAUACAGCCAAUCCCCGCCUCAUCCUCUCCCUGGAUCUUAAGAGUGUGCGCCUUGGACAGCGGGCCCAGGACCUGCCCAACCACCCUCACCGCUUCGAUACCAACACCCGCGUCCUGGCAUCCUGCGGCUUCUCCUCUGGGCGGCACCACUGGGAGGUGGAAGUGGGCUCCAAGGAUGGCUGGGCCUUUGGCGUGGCCCGCGAGAGUGUGCGCCGCAAGGGCCUCACACCCUUCACCCCUGAGGAGGGCGUCUGGGCGCUGCAGCUCAACAGCGGGCAGUACUGGGCUGUGACCAGCCCUGAGCGGACACCCCUUAGCUGUGGGCACCUGUCACGCGUGCGGGUGGCCUUGGAUCUGGAGGUGGGGGCUGUGUCCUUCUACGCAGUGGAGGACAUGCGCCACCUCUACACCUUCCGAGUCAACUUCCAGGAGCGUGUGUUCCCCCUUUUCUCUGUCUGCUCCACUGGCACCUACUUGCGAAUCUGGCCUUGAGGCGGACUGCCCGGCAUCUCAGGAAGGGGUGAUCACUUAUGGGAAAAUAUUUCCUCUUCCUGGCUACCCAUGGGAAGGGAUGAUGCCCUCCAUACUACUGUGCCAGGCUGCCCAAGAGAGACUGCUACAGAACAAUUUCAAACUCUGGUCCAGUGGCUGUCCUCAGUUGCAAGAAGGCAGGUUUGGGCUUGGGCCAGCCAGAUUCAUUAUCACUUCUGCUUUACCUUUUUGACAGCUGCCAGCUCUGCCUUGAGAGGUCAGGAGACCUCUGGAUCCAGUUGGCCUGACAACAUCAUCUACUCAGGAAAAGCACUGUACUCCCAGCUCAGACAACAGUUGGGCCAGAACUGGAAGGAGACCGUUGACCCGUACAUGAAAGAAAAGCCCAGGGCAACAGCAUAUAGGCAUUGCUACUCUCCAGUACUCCUUAGCCUGAUGGCAGAGUGAUAUGUGCAUCCUUAACCACAGUGACAAUGAACACAUGUCCUCACAGAUACCUAACCCCCCCAUUUUCCAGUGCCAAAGUAGAGACUUGCUUGGGUAAGGAGAUCAAAGGUUCUGGAACAUUGAAACACAAGUUGGCACUUAUAAUUUUACAGGUGUAAUUAGCACCAGCACAGAAAUUCACAGAGCACAAACAUGCUCCUGACAGGCCCUUUCUGGAACUUGCCAAAUGCAUGCCAAUAGCAGAGCACCCUGGUGCCAAGGCCUGCUCAGCCUGGGCACUGGAGGGCAUUCACCUGGCCAGCGUCUUUAUCCCCUUGGCUAAUUGUUCCCCAGAUUCUGGAUGGCUGGGCUUCUAGGAGGGUGGUAGUGGGACAUUGGGGAGAUGGAAAUAUAGACAGUGAGCUCAUCUCUAGGGGUGGCUUGGCUCAUUCUCAUCUCCCCUGGUCUGACUGCAGAAGCACAAGUAUAAGCAAGGUUUUCUGCCAGUGUGAAUGAGCAUGUGUGUUUAUGUGUGUAAGGAGUAUAUGCACGUGUAUUUGGGGUGUGGUGGUGGGAAGGAAUGUGUGGAUUUUGGAGAGGGCAUUUAUGAGCAUGUAUAUAGGGUUAGGCGCUGCAAACAGACAUAGGUCAAUUUAGCCAUACCCUAUUACUGAUUUGUUGUUGUUGUUAAAGAUUAACCACCCCAUAUUUUGAUAAGGACCAUAGGUUUUUCCCACUACCUGGCUACUAGGCUAGAUGAAUGCCAGUAUCAGACCUAAUUCUGUUCUGCAUAGGUUGUUUAGACAGAUGUGUUGGCAAAUAGGGACAGUGACAGUCAAAUAGUCCAGUCAGCAAGUGUCAUGGAGUUUCAGUGCUCUGUCCUUUGAGAUGCUUCAAGCACACUUUGCAUACAGGGUUCUCAUGGGGCAGGCAUGAUACUGUUCUAGAGGCAGACCCAGUGGACACAGCACCAGGCUCAGGCAAUCAGAAUCCUGUGUCCGUUGGAUCCCUGUACUAGCCAGUGCCAAAAAAAAAAAAAAAAAAAAAAAAAAAAGAAUCCUGUAUCCUAUGGGCUGGGGGCUGGGGACAGGACCAUUUAAGAAGCCAGCCUACUGCAUUACUCCAGAGGGUGAGUCCUUUGUACUGUUCAUAAAUGGAGAGUAGCUCUACAACACUGUAGCCAAUCUACAUAUUUAAAUAGCACUGAUUUCCACAAGGAAAACCCAUUUCUAAAAUUCAUUUGCUAAUUAAAUUGCCUAAUAUUAUCAUCAAGCCCUAAUGUUAUCUGGGUUUUGUAAAGCUUUUUUGGUGGGGAGGCAGGGUGGGGUGCAGUUGGCCAGUAGAGGGAUUCAAAUGCAUGACUUCGGUUUGUAUAGCUUUUUGAUUUUUAUCACAAUUCCUUUUGUACCAUCUAAUAACUGUGCUGAGUAUCACAACAUAUACUACAGGCCACAGAAGGUGAGACAUCCAGUGGAGGUGCCAUAUGUGCCUGUAGGGCCAGGCUGGGUGCUGCGGGGGUGGCUGUCCACAUGCAUAUUUUCAGUUUUUAUGUUUGCGGAUGUAAUUGUGCAUCUAUCAGAGAAUGUGUAUUUGCAGAUAA